AUGACGAGCCACAAGGAUUCUCGUAGCGAUGUUCCUACGGAACAAUCAACCUCAUACUUCAACGCCUCUUACUUUCCCGAAUCCAGCACAUUCAUCGAUAAUGAGGUGGACUUCAAUGAUGUUUUCGGUCAUUUUGAUGGGAAUAUUGCCCCAUUCACCACUCCGGCAUCUUAUAACAAUCUUCGUAGGCAGACGGAGGCAGAGAAAGGCACAUCGUCUGCCCAAGGUUUGAUCUUGGGGAACUCGAAUGCCCUUUACCAGCCUUACUACCCUACCAACGAAGAAGUUCCCAUUACAGCCGGUCUUGGUACCGAUUUGAUCAACUGGAAACUAUGCUCUCGUAAUAGUUCCAGCUAUACCGGCACGAGGUCACAGACUUCGGGCCAGAGAACCUCGAGGCCAUCAAAGAAUGGGCAGACCCCACCAACUAUCUGCGAGACGGCGACUAUCGUCAAUGGCGGACAGGCCGAGUUCGAGAGCGAAGAUAUCGAUUUGGACAAGGCAGCCAAGGAAAACUUCGACCAUCUUACCAGAUUCAACAAACAAAAGAGUAUUAUGCAACACGUCGACACAACCAUUCAGUCUGAAUCCGAGCAAUUUCCGAGCCUUCAAUCCACCAAAGCUUUUUUCCCUAACUGGGAGAUUGAAGCCUAUCACCAUACCACCCCUAUCGACGUUGGGGCGAUCGGCAAUAUGGGACUCCACUUCGAGGCCGAUGUUGACUCAACAGUGAGCAAGUCGCAAACUCAGUCUUCCGUAUUUACUGGCGACCGUCGCCGGGCAGCUGGAACCGCUCCAUCAGUCACGAGCUAUACCGAAAGCAGCAUCGCCGAUUCUAAUGUUUCUGAGCGAUUCAAGUCCCGCAUGGUGCCAACAAACUACCCCCGCUACCUCGAAGAUGAUGCAUUCACAUAUCACUCUGGGUACUCGGGACAUGAAUCCAUGUCUGCUGCUGAAUACGCACAAAUCUCCAUGGUUCCACCAAACCUUCAGUAUGCUUUUGACAGUGCACUGGAACAGUUCAAUGCCUCAUUCUCACCCACGCAGCCAAUGCCCAGCCUAUCACCAAUUGGUUACCAUCAACAGAAACGCCUCGCAGCAUCUCCUUCCCCUUCUCCCCAACCAUCAAAGCGUCGUCUCAAGAGGGACCAUAUCUGCCCAACUUGCAAUGCCAAUUUCACUGAAAAGACAAACCUGACUCGUCAUAUCAAGUCCCGAAAGUGUACUAAAACCGGCCCAGACAUGUUCUAUUGCCCAGUUUCCGGGUGCACCCGAUUUUAUGAGGGGCGCAGUGACAACCUCAAAGCCCACAUGAAGCGAGUUCACAGGAAAGAAUGGAACAAACUUAAGUCCUUUCAAGGAGACUGGAAAGAGAAGAGCUCGCUAGCAGGACACUUGUACGCGUGUGCUUAA
Molecule: messenger RNA, 1413 nt
Organism: Orbilia oligospora ATCC 24927
Lineage: Eukaryota; Fungi; Ascomycota; Orbiliomycetes; Orbiliales; Orbiliaceae
Exons: 1
Coding region: 1-1413 (470 amino acids)
Source: RefSeq, a predicted model, not a curated record